UCCUGUGCCCCAUGUAUAAAGUCCUGACAGGCCCAAACAGCCCAGAAAGCUCUCUACUUCGGUAUUGGAUGUCCUUCCCUCUCCGAACCUUAUUGCCACUCUACAAGGACAACACCGUCCCCGUAGCAGUCAUGAAGAGGCCCUAUUACCUUCAGGAACCCCUGCAUCAAAUCAAGCAACUCUUUGCAUCUUCAAUCCUGGUGCAGGGGAAUCCAAUGGUUCAUCGGAAAACUUACAACCAUUGGGUCCUGGAGGUGACGACAAUGGGAAAGCUGGAGAUCCUGAGGCCUAAUCUGGAUUGGCCACGAAUCUGGAAGGCGACUGCAGCCCUUCCUAGUAACAUCAGAGAGACCAUGUUCCUGUUCAACCAGCGACUUCUCCCUACCAGGACCAGAUGCCAUCGGUUGGAUCCCAACGAGGACGCAAAAUGCCCAAUCUGCCAUCAAGACCCCGAAACCGAUGAGCAUCUGAUGUUCCAGUGUCCUGAACGCCUCACCGUUUGGAGCUGGUUGGAAGGAAUCAUGCGUCAAAAGGGCUGCAAGACAUCAAAAGAAGAUCUGAUUCGUGGUCAUUUUGGGCCAAUAGGGAAUCUCCGGCAAGCGUUUACUCUUCUGGCUGCCUACAUCUUCAUCAACUGGAAGGCAAGGAACCAUCAACGUACCCCAAAUCAAGAAGAAGUAGAGAGCUUAUGGAAAACACUUUACCCCCAUAGUUAAAUCCACCAUUCU
Messenger RNA from Daphnia magna, 728 nucleotides. RefSeq lists its product as uncharacterized. Bases 12 to 716 code for a protein of 234 amino acids. The transcript has a single exon. The record is from RefSeq and is a predicted model, not a curated record. NCBI's taxonomy places the organism in Eukaryota, Metazoa, Arthropoda, Branchiopoda, Diplostraca, Daphniidae.